UUACUUUUCUUGUAUUUUUCAAUGAAAGAAGCCUUAAACAAACAUUAUGUUAUCUUCACAAUAUGGGUAUUAACAAACACCUCCUUUCCUGUCCUAGCAAAAUCCUGUAAUGCCAUAGAUAAACAUGCAUUGCUCGAUUUUAAGCGCCAAAUUUCAUACGACCCUUCAAACCUACUCCUAAAUACGUGGGUCCCAAACACCGAUUGUUGUACAUCGUGGGAUCAUGUCGAAUGCGAUGUUUCCACUAAACGAGUCGUACAGGUCUCUAUUUCUGGCCCUUCCAUGGAUCAAUAUUCAUACGAUCCUACGAUUUAUAUGGAAGGUACACUCUCCCCUUUUCUAGGAAACCUUUCAUCUCUUAAAAUCCUUGAGAUUAGUAACCUUGGAGGGAUUAGUGGCCCUAUUCCACCUCAAUUAGGCCAAUUGUCAAAUUUAACCUAUCUAUCACUAUCCCACAAUACCUUAAAUGGUUCUAUACCCAAUUCACUUGGUAACCUCCAUAAGCUUGAAUAUCUCUUUUUAGGUUAUAAUACCCUCUAUGGAAAUAUACCCUACACUAUUUUUAGAUCCUUAAAAUUACUCAAAGUACUAAACUUAGAAAUGAAUAGCUUAAUGGGCUCUAUCCCAUCUUCCAUUCUAAACUUGGUAUCACUAGAAGAACUCAAUCUUAACCAAAAUUCUCUUUCGGGUAACAUCCCAUCUAUGAUCGGUAAAUCAAAACGCCUUGAACGUAUCGAUUUAUCGAGAAAUCUUAUCGUAGGGAACAUUCCCGAGUCCAUUGGGGAGUUGCCCCAUUUACAAGCAUUAGUUCUAAGUUAUAACAACCUAACCGGAACCAUACCCAAGUCUAUUGGUAAACUCUCCCAAUUACAAGAUUUAUACUUAGAGUACAACCAAUUAACUGGAAAAAUACCAGAUUCUAUAAGUGAACUCUUUCAACUAAAGAAUUUAUACCUCUCAUAUAACGAUUUCAAUGGAAACAUACCAAAAUCCAUAGGUGAACUUUCCCAAUUGGAAAAUUUAUACUUAGACCAUAAUAGACUUAUUGGGUCUAUUCCUUCCACAAUUAGGUACCUUGUUUCAUUAAGAUAUAUGCAUUUAGGUAACAAUAAAUUGACGGGAAUUUUACCCUUUUCGAUAGGCGAUCUCAUUCGAAUCCAAUCAAUUGUCUUAGAAAACAAUAAGAUUACAGGAAAAUUGCCACCGUCUAUAGAAAAACUUGGUGCAUUGUACGAUUUGUUUCUGUCAAAUAACAAAUUUGUAGGGCAUAUUCCGUCAAGUUUUGGUAAUCUUUACAGUCUUUCAACUUUGGAUUUGUCUAGGAAUCAACUUUCAGGAAAAGUCCCUCCUUCUAUAGGGAACAUGACAAAUUUAAGGGUACUUAAUAUAUCUUAUAAUAGAUUUAACUCGAAAAUCCCACUAGAGAUUCAAAAACUUUCUCAACUUUCCGACCUUGAUCUUCACUCAAACAACUUUUCGGGUUCCUUAGGAAUACUUUUUGAUCGAUUAUACGGUUUUAACUACUAUACGACCCUCGACGUGUCUAAUAAUAAGUUCGCGGGUCCUAUUGACAAAAAUAUAGGCUAUAAGCCCAGUAUGCAAUACAUUUAUUCAUUGAUCUUGUCUAACAACCCAUUAGGAGGAUCCAUUCCCCAGUCGAUUGGGAACCUGACCCAACUUGGGGUCUUAGAAAUGGAGGGUUGUAAGCUUUCAGGAAGAAUUCCCCAGGAACUUGCAAAAGCAGAGCAAAUCAGUACACUUUUGCUAUCCAGGAAUAGGCUGAGUGGAAGCAUUCCAAGAAAGUUGUUGAGUUCUAUAUAUCUUCAAAAUUUUAAUGUGUCAUACAAUGAGUUAAGUGGGGAAAUUCCACCCCAUGAGAAUCCUAUUCCUGCUUCUGCAUUUUCACAUAAUCUUGGCUUGUGUGGUGCUCCACUUCGUCCUUGUAAGCGUUUGUAAUGUGUAAUUGUGUAUAGCUAUUCUUGUGAGAGACCGUCUCUCGGAAGUUGACCUCAAAUAAGGAGUCCAUAUGCUAAUAAUUGUAUUAAUUGAGCUAUUCAAUUCAUGUACGGAGAACGUCUCAAGGUGAUACCGUAUCACACAGUAAGGAGAAUAGACUUCUAGAAAAUGAUGUAUUGUUUUUUAUCGUUAUAAGCUUGUGUUUUAUCAACUAGGUUUUUUAUGUAUAUCCUCUUUAUCGGUUUUCUAAUCUAUGUAAUAUGUGAAAAGAAGUUUUUAGAUUAUAGAAUUGUAAGAUCAUAAAAUAA
Messenger RNA from Amaranthus tricolor (Joseph's coat), 2264 nucleotides. RefSeq names its product LRR receptor-like serine/threonine-protein kinase RGI5. NCBI's taxonomy places the organism in Eukaryota, Viridiplantae, Streptophyta, Magnoliopsida, Caryophyllales, Amaranthaceae. The transcript has a single exon. Bases 22 to 1956 code for a protein of 644 amino acids. Gene Ontology annotation, molecular function: protein binding. The record is from RefSeq and is a predicted model, not a curated record.